AUACUUUCCAUCAGGCCAUUACUGUACUUUACACGUAAACACAUCUGUUAGUCGUACGACACUGCAACACAUAUCAACGCGCAAUAUGAAGCUUUUAACGCACAAUAUGCUGACAUGCCAUGUCGCAAAAUGCAAGAAAAACAACUUUCCACUGAAGAUUGUGUUGGCAAAUGAGAGCAGCAUCCACAUGGAGGAGAGCGAUAUGAACCCUGACUUUAUCAGGCAUAUGAUACCUAAGAUUGAUUGGCGAGCCCUAAAAGAAGCAGCAGAUUCGCUGGAACUCACAGGUUUGCCAAGUAAUGCCCCGACGCCCGAAAACGUGGACGAGAACACGAUGAACGCUUUACAUCAUAUUCUAAUGGAAGCGGAUAUACAGAAUUGUCAAUUAGUGUGUCCGAAUGAAGAGUGCAAGCGAAGCUAUCCUGUGGUACAGGGUGUGCCAAAUCUGCUACUAACGAAGGAUGAGGUUUGAUUUUAGGUCAUUUAGUAAAAUAUAUAAAAGCAUAUAGAAGUAUA
Sphaeroforma arctica JP610 is the source of this 516-nucleotide messenger RNA. RefSeq lists its product as hypothetical. The coding region runs from base 86 to 472 and encodes 128 amino acids. NCBI's taxonomy places the organism in Eukaryota, Ichthyosporea, Ichthyophonida. The transcript is spliced from 2 exons. Gene Ontology annotation, biological process: peptidyl-glutamine methylation; rRNA (guanine-N7)-methylation; tRNA methylation. The record is from RefSeq and is a predicted model, not a curated record. Gene Ontology annotation, molecular function: protein heterodimerization activity.